This is a messenger RNA of Neodiprion virginianus, 2863 nucleotides long. RefSeq lists its product as uncharacterized. NCBI's taxonomy places the organism in Eukaryota, Metazoa, Arthropoda, Insecta, Hymenoptera, Diprionidae. The transcript has 5 exons. The coding region runs from base 91 to 1239 and encodes 382 amino acids. The record is from RefSeq and is a predicted model, not a curated record.
CCAGGACAAGCCUUCCGUAGCUUCUGCGCCCCAGGUCCUUGACCUACCGGACUAAUUUUCAAGUUUGAAAGUUUGAUUAUUAAAAACGUCAUGUUUUGUGCUAUCAAUCCAAUAUGCAUGCUCCAGAUAACAUUUUGGAUCCGAAAAAAAACAAAGCGACCAGGAUCAACAAAUUGCAAUUGUAAAAAGCUUUCUCCAACCGCAAGAUGUGGAAUUAAUGGGUGCAUAAUAUCCUCGAGAUUUACGCUUGAAGCCGAUGGUGAUCGGGGUCGUGAGACUCGAGACUACUGCAGACUGGCCAAGGAAAAGGCGAUCGCGGCUAAGGAGGACGCCGAAAAGCAGGCCAAGUACGAGGCCAUGCUGAGUCAGAUGAUGUUCGAACUCUGUGAGGAAACCGCCCUGCUCCUGUUUCCUUGGGUCUUCGUAGACGAGGAGGGCAAUCCCAGGGACAAAAAGAACGCACCACCCUACGUGGAACUCGUUACCGAUUUAUUCGAGCAGUGCUUCGACGUCGUCGAGGAAGUACAAAUCCAACUGACCGAGGACAUCAUCAAGGAUAUGUUCACCGAGAGCAAUUUCGAAAUCACCGAGGACAUCAUCUUCGGCUUAACCGAGGGCAAGUGCAUGAUCAUGAGGCUGAAGGGCAGACCACCGCACCCUGAUUGGCCGGUUAAAUAUCCCGUUGAGUGUCCCGACGAAUCGACCGAUUGUCCAGUCCGAGUAAUAAACGACGUGGAGAAGUACUUGUCGAAGAUAAUCUACGACGAACCUCCACCUCUGAUCCACGGCGCUGGAGCUCUGCUUCCACCGACCAGAACCUCCUACGAAAUCAAGGACUUUGCCAGCCGGCACGUCCAUGUUCAUGAACCGGACCCCGAGGUGGAGGACGACGUGAAACGGACUUACCCAGCAGUCUGGGUUCCUCCUCAAGCCAGAAGCAAGGUCCACGUCUUCAAGACCAUAUUUCCGCAGUACAUGGAGAGCUAUCAUCCGUACGAAGAGACGCCACCACCGCUACCGAAGUGCUUCUUCAAAUACAAAUCCCAGAGGAUCAAGGAACUCGCGGAGGCUCUUUCGAAUCACGCUGAGGCCGUCGAACGGUUCGGUGUAUUUGAAAUGGACAAUCCACCGAUGGCGAAGCGGAUUGCCUCGUCGCUUGAAAGCUUCGAGAAAAAGGUUCACCUUGUUCAGAUUUACAUAAUUUCGUACUACAGACGUACAUUCAUGUUCCAAAGGUGAAGUACCCGACCGGCUACGAGGUUUUCAUCGUUGUCGUGAACCACGUUAACGAGGAAACUUUCCUUGGGUUUGCGGGUAUCGAGCCGUACUUUGAGAGCCAAAGCGAAGAGGAAACUCUGGAAUUGAUUGAUCUCUACUUUCCGGAAAGCGCCGUCGACGAACUGCCCAUUGGACUCGGUGACUCUUUGCUGGAUGUUGACGAAGAAGAGGAAUACGAAGACGAGGAAGAAGAGGAGGAGGAGGACAACGACGAUGACGUUGACGACAGGGAUUUGUUCGAUUCGAUCAUGUAAAAGAACCUGCAGAUUCCACGAUUCCCUUAUACAGGGUACCUGAUGCAGUCCAAUCGUGUGUUAAGCAGCUAGUGGAAUAUUUUUGCGAUGCAAGUUUCAUGGUCUUGAGGGUUUCGUGGUCAUCAUUGAUUAUCACGUACGCUGAAAACCACCAUAAUUACACUCCGUGAUAAAUCGUUACCUGUCCCAAUCAAAAUCUGACCCUUGAUCCGCAGACAUGACGAUUUGAAAUCGUAAACGGCAAAUAUAAACUCGUCCUUGUUGCAUUGACCUCUGGUUGACAAAAAGAAUCUGUUGAUUCAACAAUUGUCGACGUGAUGUCAUUAUCUUUUUGCCACGAAUAGAGACCUCUCAAUUACUAAUCGAGCAAAAACUAAAGAAUAAUUAAAGAACACGCGUAAGCACACGGUGUUAUUAUAAUCAUCGUAAAACUGCUUCCAACCUUGCGCUACAUCAAUUAGGAAACUGUCGCUUCGACGAGGUAGAGAAACAGUUGAGAGUUGUUGGUAUGCUGGAAACCAUAGUUCGUAAGCUUGGUGAAAAAUACGAAGCCCGCAAUAUAAUGCAACAUGGUGCAAUAUUAGAAAGCGGUCGAGAGAUUGAAUCAAACGGAAACCAUGGAGGAUAAUGAAAAUUGUCGUGUGCAUACAACGCACAUUUAUCGAUGCGAUUCUUCGUACGCUAUUUUUACGAUCUAGUUAUGACGAAUGCUGAACGGCUACAACUUAGCGUGUAAUCGGCUCCAAGUUGACUCAGAUUGUGCUUUUUAUUCACCUUCGAGGAACACAGAGAUUUCUUAUAUUUUUCGACUUGUAACCGUGCGUGAUGGAAUGACUGUUUAUGCAUCGUUCACCUUGUUUGGCGGUUGAUGCUUCUCGGUGAGGGUCAUACGUAGAAUCCGUAAAACCCGACCAUGCAAUGCCACGCAAUCAACUACAGCAAGCCAUCUCAUCCCCCUUCUAAUUGUUAACCGUAUCCACAAGUGCGUUACAACAUACAAGCCUCUUAAUGGUACUUAUCGGCCAUGAUUCAGGCCGCAUUUGCAUAGUGAUUAAUGAAUCCAUGUAAAAACUACGAUGAUUCUGCUCACGCCUACGACAAAAAUUCUUCUGCUCAUUGGCCGCGGUUCCUCGUCACCGACCAACCGACACAUCGUGCUUACGUUAUGUAUCCCACACGUCGAGGUAACGAAGACUGCUUGGCAUGCUUCGCGAAUAAUAUACAACUCCGAAUUGUACAAGGUUGCGAUCUUCGUUACGUUACACGUUCGCUGAUCAUCGGCUGCUACUUCAACUCCGCGUUCAGAUUUUACGAUGCACACAUGCGGUGUU